AUGGCGCUGCAGGCUGCAUACAAGCAGUUUCUGGCUUCGCCAAGCUCGUCGGCCCUCGCUGAAAACGCGUCGCUGCACUACGUGACGACUACCACAAGCUUCUCGGGCGCGACCGGCAUCAUCAAGCACCUCGCCUCUGUGCGGAACAAGAUCAAGAAGAAGAAGGAAGAUGCCUUGUUCGCCAUCGAGAACCAGCAUGCGCUGGCCCUCGAAGUGGACACUACCCUCGAGUUUGUCACCAGCGGCGGCCCCUACCUCCCCGGCUUGGACGACAACUUCCUGGCGGAUCGCACCGUCUACCUUGCAGUAACCCACAUCGUCACGUUCGACCGCGACGGCAAGAUCGCACAGAUUCGGCAGAGCUGGGACCAGGGUUCGCUUCUCAAGCAGGUCGAGGUGAUUGGCAGGUCCGGCCAGAACUGGCCGAUCCGCGACAGCAAGGACCAGAUAAGCCUCAUUGCAAAAUCCGUCAAGGGUGACGGUGUUGCGCCCACUCCGACCGAGUCCCUCGCCGCACGCUCUCGGAGCUCGACCAACGCCAUGCGCGACCCGCAUGCCUCUCUCGAUCUGUUCGCAUCACGCGAGGAACUCGAGGAUGCACCCUCCAACAUCGUCUCGCCCUAUGCUGGCAGAAGACCGCGCCAGCGGGACUUCAGCGAGAUUCUGGGCGAUGAGCCCCUGGAGGAUCUCAGCUCACCCAGCAAUGGCCGUGAGCGCUCGCAGUCUCCCAGCAAAGUUGUUGCACCCAAGAUUGGCGCGGGGAAACACUUCCAGCCCAUGCGCCUGUUUGAUCGGGACGACAAGGAGGCCGAUGCCGACACGCCCGAGCGCAAGCAGUCGAUUGGUCGUGUCGUGCGUCCGGACCCAAAGAAGUUUCAGCAUUUUGAACUUGACGAUGGCUCCGAGGCUCCGCCUCCCGCACCAAAGCCUGCUCCGGAUAGGAAGAGCAAGCAUGAUAGCAGCUGGUCGUUCGAGGACUUUACGACGCCGCAGAAGCCCGUGGCCAGCCGCGGCAUGCACAAGGCUCGCGACAUACGUCAUUGGAACGCAGACAAUGAAUUGCUGGAGAACACGCCCGCUCCGAAUCCGCAUGUAAUCAAGCCUCGCCGCGACGCCGAGGCGCACUUUGAACUGCAGGAUGACGGCCCGAUGCGCGAGGACCCACGCAAUGCUAACCGGCCGCCCCGAGGCACCGCCCAUAACGAGGGGCUGCACCUGUAUGACAACAGGCUACACGAUGAAGACGCCACUGGCUCGCCUGGCCCGGGCCCCCUGGGCAACAUCACCAACGUCAAAGGCCGGCACAAGGAUUUCGAUCCCCACUUCAGCAUGACUGACGACUCGCCGCACCAUGACAGCGGCAGCGAACCCGCGAAGGUGCCUGAGGAUCGCAAGAAGGCGGUCCGCAUGAUGGAGAGCAACUGGUCAAACUACGAUACCUCGCCCGUGUCCCGCAAGGAGAACGACAACCCCAACGCCAAGCGGAGCGGUGACGAUCGCGGCAUUGUGAUUGCCGGCGACGGCAUGGGCAGCAAGAAGGGCACCAGCCGCGGCUGGCUGCACGGUGAGGAUGAUGAGCCGGCGGCUUACAAGGGCAAGACCCGUGGCCCCCCGACGAAGUCCGAUAAUUUCUGGGACUUCUAA
Molecule: messenger RNA, 1644 nt
Organism: Parathielavia appendiculata
Lineage: Eukaryota; Fungi; Ascomycota; Sordariomycetes; Sordariales; Chaetomiaceae
Exons: 2
Coding region: 1-1644 (547 amino acids)
Source: RefSeq, a predicted model, not a curated record